This is a messenger RNA of Bursaphelenchus xylophilus (pine wood nematode), 2606 nucleotides long. The record is from the annotation of a GenBank genome assembly. Lineage: Eukaryota; Metazoa; Nematoda; Chromadorea; Rhabditida; Aphelenchoididae.
AUGGGUAACUCGGAGUCCAGCCAUGGCAAGAAUAAACAGAAUCAGAGACCCCCGAUGUUCGACACGGCCGUGAAGGCGUUCGCAAGAGUUUCGUCGGAUGGGAAUGUCAUUACAAAGGAGGAUUUGACGGUAAAUUUUAUUUUACUAUGUAAAAAAAAUAUAUUUAUAAGGUUAAAUAACUUUAAACGACUUUUUUUAUAUUAUCUAUGCAUGGAUAAUACGAAUUAAGAUUAGGUAGUCGAAUCAAUUACUUCUUCUCUUUGUUGAACGAAAUUUGUCCCCAAGCUCGAUUAUUCCCGUUCGUUCUUCCCUUCAAACUAUUCAACUGAUAUUGCACACUUCUGCUUUCAACUUCUCCGUGACUAGGUGGAAUAUGAAUACUCAAAUGAGUCCCCUUCACAUUCCAAGUGACUUCGUCCUUUUUCACAUCGCGUGGAAGCCAGAACUCUUCAUGGAUUUUUCGCUGAACUGUUAGGUCUUGUACUCUCCCAGCACUUGUAUGCUCUAUAGUCAGAAUUUGUUUGUCAAUGGUAAUGUUGAUGGCAUCUGGAUUGACCCCAUGAAUAGUCAUCUCGAUCUCUGUGGAGUUGUCGUGAUGUCGACGGAUUGUCGGCAUGGCGUUUACGGAGUUCAUAGGGUCCAGACCAAUCGUUGAAGAGAGAUGUAACAUCCCGGUGAGGAUAUCCCAGAUCGGCGACUUGAAGUCGAGAGCUGAAAGAUAAUUUUUUAUAUGGAAGCAGAGCUUAGUCUGUGCCUUAGGUUGUUAUUUUAGACAUGAUCUUAUAAUAUUUGGCCUAUACUAAUCAGCUUUUUAAAAAAUUGAAGGAACCUGUUUAGUCAUCAAGUAUAAUAUAUUUAUAUCUCAUAGUAUAAAGGUAUGCUUGAUCUGCUCUUUUGCAAGGACGUCUGAGGCCCCAAUAUGAAAUAUGCAAAUCCUUUUUCGAAAAGAACUGUCUUUUUUGAGCAACUUGUCUAUCACUUUACUAAUGGAUAAUACAGCCAACCCGAAGCCUUAGAUCUUCGCAUUGUCUGAGAAUACUCACGUGGCAGCCCCCAAUCGUCCUGGAAUCCAUUUUGGAUAGGAUAGGGAUGAACAACACUGGAGAAAGCUAGAAAAAGAAUGGAAGAAAUCUUAAGCAUGACAGCAGAUAGAUUUGAAGAUAAAUUGAGAUAAACCCAAUGAAACUCGAAAGAAACUGGUUGACCUUCACUUUCGGUCUUGACUCUUCUUAUUCGAGAUUUUAGAAAUCAUGUUAACAAAGUUGAAAGUUUAUCAUCACUGUCGUUUAUUUAUACAGCAGGGAUGAACAUGAUAUUUUGGUGUAAAAUAAUUUCACUGACUUCUCAAUUAAUUUGUCGUUGGCUUACUGUAUGCUUGACAUUUCAGACUCAUUUUGGAAAUCAUCUGGGUGCCAUACUUUACCGGUUCUUCGACCAAAAACCAGUGGAUCAACAAUGUUUUGCCGAGAAAUUUUACAAUCUCUACGAAAUGCGGGCUCAGGACUUUGUGGAGAAUUCCGAAUCCAUAGAGGAGUUUUGCGAAGCUGUUUUGGAGACGGUGGGAAAGUCGCGGAAUGAUGAACAAAACAACUUUAUCUCAUCUUUUUGUGACGAUGUAAGUGGAAUAUAAUUUGUGCUAUAAGAUUGGAUGGUAUAUGAAAUGACGUUGAUUUGAGUGAUUUCAGGCCCGUUCCAGUCCAACGCAAUAUAUCGAAGGCAAUUCUCCAGGUCUGGUCCACACCUGCUUAUUAGGGAAGUUGAGGAAUGGAGUGUCCCCCCUGCCAGAAAACAUUGUUUUUGCAUCCGAAUCAGAGUUACUAUCGCCAUUCCAAAUGCUGGUUCUUCAAGGAUCUCUCCCGGAAAUGGUCUACUUUCAGAAUAAGGUAAGUAUCAAGUUUUUGAUGACUUUUUAUAUUCACUUAGGUAAAAUAUUGUUCGAAGGAUGAAAUAAGGUCGUAAAAAGAUUGGAUUACUAUUUGGUAAAAAGAAAUUCGUAUUUUAGCGUCCAACCGGUGUCGACAUGCCCUGUUGGCACAUAUUAUACGACAGUGGCAACCAUGGACUGAGUGUCAAUGGCUUCGAAGGAAAGGUUUUUGGAUAUCAAAGUCCAACUGUAGCCAUUUUCAAGAUGAAUGACGGCCAGAUUUUUGUCAUAGCAAAUAAUUUGGAAUGGAGGUAUGUCUAGUACAUUUGUUGAGUUUAACUUAUAUUUUUUUAGACAUACAACCAAAAAUUUUGGCUCCUCAUUCACGAAAUGCCUGAGGAUAUCGCCAACUUUCAAGGUGUUCGAAAGUCGAAGCCCCGAGCCCAUCUUCUGCAACUUCAAAUACCGAACUUCGGGCUUCGGCGUGGGAUAUAAGGACGCAUUUACAGUGAACGCCGGCUUCGAUAAUGUGGCCGCGAUCGAGGUUUGGGGAUGCGGAGAUGAUGCUGCCCUCAAGGCACAAGCCGCUCAAAAAUUGCGACAGAGAAUGGCAGCAGAACGAAAUCAAAAAGUCCCAUUGCCCGGGAAUUGGGACGAUAAUCCGGACAAAACAGUCCUCGAAAUGGCUGGAUUCCAAUUUUCGAGCGAAAGAAAUCGACCGGAACCUCCGAUUGAUGAGUAA